This is a messenger RNA of Pseudovirgaria hyperparasitica, 1372 nucleotides long. Its product is annotated as voltage-gated potassium channel subunit beta-2. Bases 261 to 1325 code for a protein of 354 amino acids. The record is from RefSeq and is a predicted model, not a curated record. NCBI's taxonomy places the organism in Eukaryota, Fungi, Ascomycota, Dothideomycetes, Acrospermales, Acrospermaceae. The transcript is spliced from 3 exons.
GAGUACUCAGCAAGUCAGCACAUGAGCUACGAUUGUACGGGUAACCACUGUCCACCUUCUACCACCGUCACAUUCGUCGAUAUUCAUCAGCCUAGACCUGGUGUAGUUUAUGGGGUAUGGAUUACGCCACUAGUAUUUUGCCCCGCAUCACAUUCCUAUGAUAACGUAAGAUGCGGUUGCCUUGACGUCGGGUUCCUCCUUACUCUACAAUAGCUUCCAUUCGUGACAAUCAUCAUCUCUACACCUUCCAUCCAACAACAAUGGCGUCCGAGAGGUCAGAAGCCUUGCCCAAAAUGCAGUACCGAUUUCUGGGCAGCUCUGGGCUCAAGGUUUCCGCUAUCUCACUAGGUGGUUGGUUGACGUAUGGAGGGCAUGUCGAUAAUGAGCUUGCCCAAUCUUGUUUGAAAGCUGCAUACGACGCUGGUAUCAACUUUUUCGAUUGUGCCGAAGGCUAUGGAGGUGGCGAGAGCGAGAGAGUUAUGGGUGAGGCGAUCAAGAAAUUUGAGUGGAAAAGGAACGACAUUGUUGUCAGCACUAAAAUCUACUGGGGCGCCGCCAAUGGCGAGUUAAAUGUCAACAAUGGCGGCCUGUCCCGUAAGCACAUCAUCGAGGGAACAAAGGCCUCGCUUCAACGGCUCCAACUCGAUUAUGUCGACAUACUAUACUGUCAUCGUCCUGACCGCCACACACCCAUCCUGGAGACAGUCCGUGCCAUGAACUACAUCAUCAACUCUGGUCAGGCUUUCUACUGGGGUACAUCCAUGUGGAGCGCCGACGAGAUCACACGUGCCACUGAGCUUGCCGAAAAGCACAAUUUGAUCGGCCCAAUUGUCGAGCAGCCAUUAUACAAUGCUUUCGACCGUGAAAGGGUCGAGUCGGAGUACUUCCACCUUUACAAGGAAUAUGGAUAUGGCCUUACCGUCUUCUCGCCACUUAAGGGUGGUGUUUUAACUGGGAAGUACGAUGAUGGUAUCCCUGAGGAUUCACGUAUCGCAAAGUCGGAAGACAAGUACAUUAAAGGUCUACGAAAGGAAGUUAAAACCGAGCAGUGGAAGGUCACUAUUGAGAAGGUCAAGAAGCUCAAGGUUGUUGCUGAUAAGUUGGAUACUGACCGUGCUGCACUGUCUAUGGCGUGGGUCCUGAAAAACCCUAAUGUUAGUAGUGCCAUUACUGGUGCUAGCAGGCCAGAGCAGAUUGGAAAGACUGUUCGCGCUCUGGGAGUUCUGCCCAAGUUGACGGACGAGAUCAUGAAAGAGAUCGAUGAAAUCUUGGGGAGCAAGCCCGAACCGAUCGUCAUGAGGUUUUUUGACGACCACGGUCGAUGAAAGCUCUAUGUGAAGGAUUUAUGAGCACGGGAGACCAGUGUCUCCAA